Racocetra persica is the source of this 1596-nucleotide messenger RNA. NCBI's taxonomy places the organism in Eukaryota, Fungi, Glomeromycota, Glomeromycetes, Diversisporales, Gigasporaceae. The record is from the annotation of a GenBank genome assembly.
AUGUCGUUUCUAUCGAUAUUAAGCCUAUGCUUGUCCGAUUGGAUUUCUAUUCUAUCAGCAUUAUUGGUUAUUUACGUAUCUCAUUUUUACUACAAAUAUUUUACGCGCCCUAAUCCAUUACCCGGUCCUAUACCAAUUCCUAUAUUUGGAACCCUCCAUAUAAUUGGAAUAAAUCCUCGUGUAUGGUACAUCAAAAAUAUUGAAAAGGCGGGUUCAGUCUGGGAAUUUUAUAUUGGUCACGAACGAAACAUAGUUGUCAAUAAUAUUAAUUAUGCUGAGAAACUUUGCAAACCAUCUAAAAGAAUUUUUAAACGACUUCCUUUUCCUGCUUUUGAAAGAAUAGGUCUUAAUCAUGGAAUAUUUUUUAAUAAUGAGUACAAUUCAUGGCAUAAAAGGCGAAGAUUAGUAAUCCGUGCUUUGUCCGCUCCGAAAUUUCUACGAGGAUUAGUCAUUUCUGUUCAAAACACAUUCAAAGAAUCUGAGAAUAUAUGGGAAAAAUCAAAUUUAAAUGGUGGAAUAGAAUUUGAUUUUAGUAAAUGGAUAAGGUGCUUCUUAACUGAUAUUUCAACUCUUCAGACCACAAAACAACGUUCUUAUUCUGUUGCUACAUUAAACCCAAAUAAUGAUUUAGUUCAAUCUGAAGAUAUCAAAAAUGCUUUAAAAUUUAGUGCUGCUGCUAAAAAAUUUUCUGAUUCUCUUGGAUUUUUUGCGUUCGUUCCUCCAUUUAUGCAGGAUUAUGUACCAGGUUUCACUCAUUAUAGAAAAAGUUGCGAACGCAAUAUUAUGUUUUUAAAUGGUAUCGUGGAUAAUAUCAUUAAUAAAAGAAGAAAAGAACUUGAUGAAGGUGCUGAGUUAGAUUCUGAUUUGUUAGAUCAUUUGUUGAUUGCUCAUACUUUAAAGGAUCCUGAUUCUGACAAUGUUGAGAACGUAGCUUCAAUAUCUGCUAAAGAAGUUAGUGUUCUUACGUGGGACAUUCUCUUGGCUGGUACUGAUACGACUGGUAAUGCUUUCAGUUUUCUAAUAUAUUUCGUUGCAAAACAUCCAAACGUUCUUGCUAAAAUUCAUCAAGAGAUCGAUAAAGUUUUGGGUCCUGAUCCAACCGUUGAAUUCACUUUUGAAAAUAUUGAUAAUUGUCAUUAUAUUGAAGCAAUGGUUAAAGAAUCAUUGCGUUACAUUUUAAUGGUUCCAUACACUGUAAAACUUUCCGAAGAAUGUGAAAAUAUUGCCGGUUAUGAUUGGCCAAUUGGAACUAAAUUCUGGAUUGAUCAUCAUAGUCUUUGUCAUAAUCCUGAUAUUUGGGAUGAUCCCGAAACUUUUAAUCCUGAUAGAUUUUUAAGUAAAAAUCAUGAUGGUUCGUCUGAAAUUUCGGAUUCACAAAAAAUCACUUUUGCUCCGUUUGGUUGUGGUCUCAGAGGUUGUGCUGGAAAAUUUGUUGCUUUGACUUUGUUGAAAACUAUGACUGUUAUGCUUUUUAGAAAGUAUAACAUAGAAUUAGUUAAAAAAGACGAAAUGAUAAAAUAUCGUUAUACUGCAUUGAAUAAGGUUUAUGAUUUGAAUAUUAGAAUUAGCUUAAGAGAUGCUUCCUCAUCUUCUUAA